AUGUCCUGUGGCGAAUUCGCACUUUAUUUCGUUGACAAUGGAGGCAUUGCAGCGCUGUUCGAGCUCGCUACCGCUACCAGCCAAUGCGACUGCUUGAGAGAGGACCUGCGUGCACACUUGUGGCGUCACAUCGUCACCGGAUUGGCCGCAUUGAUCACCUUCGACCCGAUUCUUCUGGAAGGCGGUUCCGAGGUCGACAUCACUGCAUUUCCAUUUGCCGGUGUCGGCAUCGACUGGGAACAGAUUCCAGACGAAACCGUGUGCCAGAUAAUGAACUCUCAUUCACUCACUGAUGAACCUCACGCCUACCGCAACUACCUCCUCAUUUUGCUGAGCUUCGUUAGGGCGUGUCCGUGUCGAGCAUGGGUUUUGGUGGAGAACAACGUCUCAUCGUUCAUCUACACAGCCGUAGAUGCAAACCGAACCAAGAGGCCGCUGCCGCCCAUUUCACAGUCGCAGUCUCAAUCGAAACUGGGUCGUUCGAGCAGCCGUCUCGGUGGUCUGUCGGUGCGUCCGAAGGCGCUCUUUCCAAAUUCCACGCCCUCAUCUCUCUCGCUGUGCGUGCCGUCACCGCCCACCACAGAGCCGAAACGAAUCACCGAGAUCCAGCUGUUCGCCGUGGCUCUCGUCUACGCCAUCUACGAAGCCUGCUCUUCCAACAUAACCGAAGUCCUCAACUUGAUACCUUCCUACUGCAUUGCAUCGGUUGUCGAGAUUCUUGCAGCAGAAGUGGACAAUCCAGAUGGCCACAACGAGCCCACGACGCCCCUUCAAGGUGAAUCACGUGACGAGACCAGUUCCUCUGUUUCGCGCAGUUCAAACAUCUUCUACACCCUGAAGUCUCGCCGUAAUUUGAUGUCUUCGGGUGGACUCGCGCGUAUCACAAGGAUGAACUCCAUGCAAUCCGAGUCACUGCCAAUUUCGGCGCCCUAUCCCCGUUCCCCGAUCGAUUCGACGCUCACACCAGAUGAAAAGUCGGUGCCAAUCGCCACUGAUCCGAUGGAACUUGCAGUCAAAGAUGUUCUAAUUGGCCUCCAGAAGUUUGUCGUCCAGCCGUAUGCUGACAUGGCGAACGCCCCACUUGACGAGGGUCUCGUAAAACGGACACUACGAGACCUGUGUGAAUUGCUUGCUCCGGAGAUUACCCACUUGGUCCCUGGAAAUGAAACGACCACUGUGUAUCGGAUAUGCGAAUUCUCGAAUCCGGAGAUUCCGCAAGACGACUUCAAACAGCCACCUGGUAAUCUCGGGGUUGUUUGCCUGUCGACGCUGGUGAAGCAUCGGGCACACCUAGUUCGGCGAAUUCUGGAAUGUCAAGGUGCUCUCAACGCAGAGGCCAUCCUGUCGCGAAUCUCGGAAUCACAGAUGGAGAAGAAGGAUGAGGUGGAGGCUUCGCUGACACCAACCUGUGUCCUUGCCUGGCUGGGCGCAGCUAAUGGAGGAGGUGGCCCGACGUUUCCCCUGCUACCCGCUGUCAAGGCCGUUACCACGGUGAUCUGUGAACACUUUGGAAUUGUUGGUAAUUCCUCGCUGGAGGAACAGCUAAACCCGCUUCUCUUCCAAAGUUCACCGAAUGCAGAUUCCGUGUUUGCUGAACUUUUUCUCCACUGUUUCGACGCAUUUUACGACUCGUGGUUUGCCGUAAACGCUGCCCCUAGUGACAUGCCCAGUGUACUUCGACGUGAAUGGAUGAUGGAGGAUGAGGAAAAGGAGAAAAAUCAUCCAGCCGUUCAGGAACUCCACCGUGAUUUGGUCAAACAGCACUUUGCGACCGUUACUAAGCAGAGGUUAUACACAAUGAGCAACGGCCCUCCAUUGGAAUAUUUGAGACACACGAAAAAAGAAGUUCAACGAUUUCGGGUGUCAUUGUCACCAGAUCAGAACCUUUUGCUCGUUCGCGAUGCAAGUAACCACGUCGUGGAGACAUGGCCUCUUUCAUCGAUUGUCUCUGUCUCUUCGAUCCCCGAAGACCGAAAAAGCAAGCACGGUGACUGGACUGUUGUGUUGAAUCUGGACAAGGAACAUCCACUCGAACAGGAGACGGAGAGUUUCAUUGGCGCAACUGGAAUCUCGCGCUCGUUCAUGGCUAAACAGCGUCACAACCAGAUAGUUCUUGUAGCGCCCUCUGAGCACAUCCAGUCAGCGUGGAUUGACGGAUUCAGUCGAUUGCGAGAGGCAAAGUUUACAAGUGCCGCAUUCGCGGAUGAUAUGAACAUGAUUACCAAUCUGGAAAUGCGGAUUCGCCUGCUCGGACUCGAUUUGGACACGGUUGACGUAAAAUAUGGCUUAUCGGCCACUGAAGCUUCACGUAGACUAACAGAGGUCGGCCCCAAUGAGUUCAAGGCAGAUCAUCAAGACCCCUUGUGGCUGAAGUAUAUAAAGCAGUUUAUGGAACCUAUGAUAUGCCUUCUAAUCCUGUCAGCCAUCGCUGUUCUUGUAGUUGUAACUGUUGGAUUUAUCCAGGGGUACAGAUCAGAAAAGGCUAUUGAAUCCCUGAAGAAGUUAAUGCCUCCAAAAUGCAACUGCUUACGUGAUGGCAGACUUCAAACAAUUCUUGCAUUCGAUCUCGUUCCUGGUGAUAUUGUUUACCUCUCAAUCGGUGACCGUGUUCCUGCUGACUUGCGUAUUGUCGAGGCUUCAGACUUACGCAUCGAUGAAUCUAACUUAACAGGGGAGACUAAGGCCGUUGCAAAGCAUGCUGAUUGUCUAUCAACUCAGUCGUUUGGGCCAUGUCUUUCUAUUUCCUCGAAUAAUACUGAAGCAUACCAAAAUCCCAGCGAUUCUGUGAUCAAGCGCUCCAACAGUUCCGGUGGAAUGUGGGCCGAUGGUGAGACUGUGGUAACUUUUGAUGCGCCUGCUCCUCUGUUGACGCCCAAACAAACACAGGGAGCGCAUCGUCUCACCAACAUUGGAUUCAUGGGAACGCUGGUUCGUGCGGGUAAUGCUGUUGGUGUGGUGAUUGCAACGGGCGAACACUCGGAAUUCGGGGAGGUCUUUAAACUGAUGCAAACUGAGGAGGCCCCACGCACUCCUCUGCAGAAGAGCAUGGAUCGCUUGGGGAAACACUUAUCCAUCAUUUCUGGUGCAAUCAUCAUCGGCAUCAUAAUCGUUGGCCUAAUCCAAGGACGCAAUAUCUUGGAACUGUUCAAUGUUGGUGUCAGCCUUGCAGUCGCCGCGAUUCCUGAGGGUCUGCCGAUCGUGGUGACGGUCACUCUGGCCAUCGGACAGAUGCGCAUGGCCGCCAGGAACGCCAUCAUCAAGAAAUUACCCGCUGUUGAGACGCUAGGCUGUGUCAACGUGAUUUGUGCCGACAAGACGGGCACAAUGACGAAGAACGAGAUGACAGUCACACGGGUCGUCACCAGUGGACUGGAGCGCGCCAGUGUCACGGGUGUGGGCUACUCCUCUGCCAACGGCGAGGUCACUCUUGACCAGGGCAACCCUCGUUUGGCCGCAGAUCACGCCAAUAUCCGUCGGCUAGCUGAGAUCGGCGCCCUGUGCAACAACGCCUCUCUCAAAGACGGUACGCUUUGUGGGCAACCAACCGAAGGGGCUCUGCUCUGCUUGACAGCGAAGCUGCGAUUGGCUGACCCCAGACUGAGUAACCCGCGCGUGAAGGAGUGGCCCUUCAGUUCGGAGCAAAAGAUUAUGAUCGUUCAGGUGGCCUCGCCUCGUUUAAGCGAUCCCUGUCAGUCCAGUUUCUUCGCAAAGGGUGCCCCCGAUCGCUUGCUCAAUCGUUGCGCGUGGUACCGCGAACGCUGCAACUCCGGUCUGGGCUCGGUGCAGCCUCUGACGGAGGCGACGAGGAACAGCCUCCUUGACGAAGCCCGUCGAAUGGGCACUAGUGGGCUGCGUGUCCUCGCGCUCGCCGAAGGCGUCUCCGCCGACGCCGAUUUUAUCUUCUCGGGCCUCGUUGGUCUGCUGGACCCGCCGAGGCCCGACGUGGAGCACGCGGUGGAGACGUGCUUUAGGUCGGGUGUGCGUGUCAUCAUGAUUACUGGCGAUUCAAUGGAGACCGCGUGUGCUAUUGGAUCUCGUCUCUCCUUGUACCGGUCGGGUGACAAUUGCUUGAGUGGUGAGGAGGUGGAACAAAUGAAUCUGCAUCAGCUGCAGUCACAGAUCCACGGCGUCACUGUUUUCUAUCGUACGGGACCCCAGCACAAGUGCAAAAUCGUCAAGGCCCUGCAGAAACGCCACCUGAUCGUGGCUAUGACCGGCGACGGUGUGAACGACGCCAUCGCCCUGAAGUCGGCCGACAUUGGAAUCGCGAUGGGUGAGAGCGGCACCGACGUCUGCAAAGAGGCCGCGGACAUCGUCCUUGUCGACGACGCCUUCUCGUCCAUCCUCUCGGCGAUGGAAGAGGGCAAGGCGAUAUUUGGCAAUAUCUGCAACUUCGUGCGCUUUCAGCUGAGCACGUCGAUUGCCGCUUUAUCGCUGAUCGCUGCUUCCACCGUGUUGUCGCUUCCCAAUCCACUCAACGCCAUGCAAAUCCUCUACAUUAAUAUUCUAAUGGAUGGACCACCGGCUCAGUCACUUGGUGUCGAACCGCCUGAUAAAGACGUAAUUAAUCAGCCACCGCGUCACGUGCAGGAUUCGAUUCUCGAUCGUCGCCUCAUGACCAAUGUCAUCAUCUCUGCCUUCACCAUCUUCUGUGGCACCCUGUUCAUAUUCCACCGCGAAAUGACCGUCGAUGGGAAGGUCACGCCACGUGACACCACAAUGACCUUCACGUGUUUCGUCCUCUUUGACAUGUUCAACGCCCUCUCCUGUCGAUCUCAGAAAAAGUCCAUUUUCGAAAUCGGUUUCUUCUCAAAUCGUGUGUUCGUGGUGGCGGUGAGCUUGUCGUUGAUUGGCCAGAUCUGCGUCGUCUACCUUCCACCCCUCCAAUCCGUCUUCCAGACCGAGGCAAUCUAUCUCAGUGACUGGAUCCUACUGAUAUGUAUUUCAAGCAGUACCUUCGUCAUAUCGGAAUACCGCAAGUCGAAUUUGAGCCUCUACAACCUGCUUCGUCCGAGGUCUGUCUAUCGCAAGGUGAAGGAGGUGCUGGCUACCGCCAACAAACGACACAGCAGUCCCUGCGUCGAAAACACACGAUCCUCCAUGGUGUGA
Molecule: messenger RNA, 5109 nt
Organism: Mesocestoides corti
Lineage: Eukaryota; Metazoa; Platyhelminthes; Cestoda; Cyclophyllidea; Mesocestoididae
Source: the annotation of a GenBank genome assembly